AUGGGUUCUUGGGAAGCUUUUCUCUUCUCCCCCUUUCUUCUGUGGAGUCAAAGUAGAGGGGUGAGGUUGAUGUUGUUACUACUGAUCCUACAUUUAGGAAACUGUGUUGAUAAAGUAGAUGAUGAAGAUGAUGAGGAUUUAAUGGUGAACAAAACAUGGGUCUUGGCACCAAAAAUUCAUGAAGGAGACAUAACCCAAAUUCUCAACUCAUUGCUUCAAGGUUACGACAAUAAACUUCGCCCAGAUAUAGGAGGUAAGUUAGAAUUAUUGUUUGGAAAUAUUGUCGAUUUUGAAAUAUAUUGCAUUAGUGUUGGGCAUAUCAGUUCAACUAAUGUAGAAUACACAAUAGAUAUAAUUUUUGCCCAAACCUGGUUCGACAGUCGUCUGAAAUUCAACAGUACCAUGAAAGUGCUGAUGCUUAAUAGUAACAUGGUUGGGAAAAUUUGGAUUCCUGACACUUUCUUCAGAAACUCAAGAAAAUCUGAUGCACACUGGAUAACGACUCCUAAUCGUCUGCUGAGAAUUUGGAAUGACGGACGAGUUCUUUAUACCCUCAGAUUGACAAUUAAUGCAGAAUGUUACCUUCAACUUCAUAACUUUCCUAUGGAUGAACAUUCCUGUCCACUAGAGUUUUCAAGCUAUGGAUACCCCAAAAAUGAAAUUGAAUAUAAAUGGAAAAAGCCUUCUGUAGAAGUGGCUGAUCCUAAAUACUGGAGAUUAUAUCAGUUUGCAUUUGUAGGUUUAAGAAAUUCAACUGAAAUUGCUCACACAAUCUCAGGGGAUUAUGUUAUCAUGACAAUUUUUUUUGACCUGAGCCGACGAAUGGGAUACUUCACUAUUCAGACAUAUAUCCCGUGUAUUCUAACAGUUGUGCUUUCCUGGGUGUCCUUUUGGAUCAAUAAAGAUGCGGUGCCUGCAAGAACAUCACUGGGUAUCACCACAGUUUUGACUAUGACAACCCUAAGUACGAUUGCCCGGAAGUCUUUACCUAAGGUUUCUUAUGUGACUGCGAUGGAUCUCUUUGUUUCUGUUUGUUUCAUUUUUGUAUUUGCAGCCUUGAUGGAAUAUGGAACCUUGCACUACUUUACUAGCAACAAAAAGGGAAAGACUACUAAAGACAGGAGGAUAAAAAAUCCCAUAAUAAAUUUAUUUGUGUUUAAGGCACUGACCUUUAUUUUCAAACCCGGAUCCACCCUGAUCCCGAUGAGCAGCAUUUCUCUGCAACAAGGGGAGGACGAUUACGGCUAUCAGUGCUUGGAGGGCAAAGAUUGUGCCAGCUUUUUCUGCUGCUUUGAAGACUGCAGAGCGGGGUCCUGGAGGGAAGGGAGGAUACACAUCCGCAUCGCCAAAAUUGACUCCUACUCGCGAAUAUUCUUCCCAACAGCGUUUGCCUUGUUCAAUCUGGUUUAUUGGGUUGGCUACCUUUACUUAUAA
This is a messenger RNA of Octodon degus (degu), 1434 nucleotides long. RefSeq names its product gamma-aminobutyric acid type A receptor gamma1 subunit (gene Gabrg1). Gene Ontology annotation, cellular component: GABA-A receptor complex; neuron projection; postsynapse. The coding region runs from base 1 to 1434 and encodes 477 amino acids. The transcript has 11 exons. The record is from RefSeq and is a predicted model, not a curated record. Gene Ontology annotation, molecular function: benzodiazepine receptor activity; inhibitory extracellular ligand-gated monoatomic ion channel activity; GABA-gated chloride ion channel activity. NCBI's taxonomy places the organism in Eukaryota, Metazoa, Chordata, Mammalia, Rodentia, Octodontidae. Gene Ontology annotation, biological process: gamma-aminobutyric acid signaling pathway; monoatomic ion transmembrane transport; chloride transport.